UUGGUGCGCACACACUCAUCAAAGCGACUCGCGUGGCAUUUCCCACGCACUUUGCUUUUUCUGCGCUUUCUGCAACUACUACCAGAGUUGAAAUGACUUCUCUCAAGCUCGUGUUGUUUGUAUGUUGUUGUUUUAUAAGCCUGUCAUCGGUCUUCAGCCUUACGUGUAACGCGAUUUGGCGUAAAGGCGACGAAACAGUUCGACCCUUUCAUACUGUGAGAUGCCCUAGUUCUCCUGGUUCUCCUAGACGUUUCAUGUGCAUGAAAAUGAUUGUGAAAUACUCCUCUGACCCGACUCCAACUUUAUUUUACAACUGUGAUAUCACCAACGAUAUCGAUCUUUGCAACCAUGAGCGCCGGAUAAGGAGCGAUACAACGAGCUGUCGAGUGUCAUGGUGCCGUACAGACCUCUGUAAUGAACUACCAGCAGAACUUGAUAAAGGAAGUGGUUUUUCAGCUAAUAACGGGACGUAUGCCAAACCACCAUCACCCAGCGAGAUUAAGAAAAUGAUGCAAAUCAAUGAAAUGCUUGCACAAGUGGUUGUCCGUGCUGAGAAAAGUCCAGCAAAAGAGCAGAGUAAACGCCAUCGAAAAAAUAACURAUUAUAUUUUUCGUGUCUAUAGAACGAAAUAAAAGUUUCAAUCAGAACUG
Molecule: messenger RNA, 651 nt
Organism: Exaiptasia diaphana
Lineage: Eukaryota; Metazoa; Cnidaria; Anthozoa; Actiniaria; Aiptasiidae
Exons: 4
Coding region: 93-623 (176 amino acids)
Source: RefSeq, a predicted model, not a curated record